This is a messenger RNA of Trypanosoma rangeli, 375 nucleotides long. RefSeq lists its product as uncharacterized. NCBI's taxonomy places the organism in Eukaryota, Euglenozoa, Kinetoplastea, Trypanosomatida, Trypanosomatidae. The transcript has a single exon. The record is from RefSeq and is a predicted model, not a curated record. Bases 1 to 375 code for a protein of 124 amino acids.
AUGUCAUGUAAAAGGCUGCGCUCUCCGUCUGCCUGGGGAUGGGCGUUGCGCGAGGAGACGGCACCUCCCUACAGACCCUGCAAAGUCUUGCGCCCCAGCACGACAGUCGCCUUCGUGCUGUGGCUGAACGAUGCCCAAAUAAAAUCAUACCUCUCCGGAAGAGCCCGCCGCUCUCCCCCCGUAACGCCGCACCACGUUACGUGGGGACCCCGUGUGAGGUCCACGUGCCUCCAUGACUGUGCCGGCAACCGAGAGCUAGGGACCAUGUCCGACUACUGCCGCCGCUGCGUGCGCGGGGGGCCCUCAUUUCGUAGCGUGCGCCGUCGCUCUGUACUGCCGGAGAAUGUUUCCCACGCCCUUCGAGACAAUUUCUGA